AUAUAUAAAUAUAAAUAUAUAACGCCUGUAUUACAUAAAAGUAUACUACAUUUUACAAUGUGAUCAGUGUGUGAUAAACUUUCCUAGUGAUAACACUGUCUCCGUAUUAAUACAAUUGUUUUAUUUGAUAUUGUCAACUCUAUAUACUAGUGAAAAGAUAAAAUCCUUCGUUAAAGUUUGCGGUAAACGUAAUCACGUCCCGAAAAGUGUCUUACAAGGCAAAAAAGGACUUGGAGAAUGGAAUCACAUGAGAAAAACGAAAAGGUUACUGGACCGGUUUUCAAUGGCCUGAGUAAUGUGGACUCGAAGCACCAGGAUGGGAGUGGUGAAGCAAAUGGCGCAUCCAAAAUGCUAGCGUUGAAGGAUUUGGAUGAUCUGUUCCCCUAUAUCGGGGGCUUCGGGUGGUACCAGCGUCUGCUAUUCCUCCUCAUGAUACCCUAUUCGUUCUUCUUCGCCUUUGUGUACUUUGCGCAAAUAUUUAUGACGGUGGUGCCUUCCGAACAUUGGUGCUAUGUGCCGGAGUUGGGAAAUAUGACAAUAGCAGAUCGACGCCAUCUUUCUAUUCCCAUAACUGAGAAUGGUUACGAAAAGUGCUUUGUCUAUGACGUAGAUUGGAAGAAAGUUCUAAAAUAUGGCAUCACUGAACCAGACGCCACGUGGCCAGUGAAGAAGUGCGACAAUCAUUGGGAAUACAACUUCACUGACGUACCAUACGAGACUAUAGCCACGCAGUUGGAUUGGGUGUGUGACAGAGACAACUACGCAGCGACCACUCAGUCUGUCUUCUUCUGUGGUUCUAUAGUAGGAGGACUGAUAUUCGGAUGGAUUGCGGACAAAUAUGGGAGAGUUCCCGCGCUUUUAGGCACAAACCUGGUUGGUUUCGUAGCUGGAGUGGGCACUGCUUUCACCUACAGCUUCUGGUCGUUCUGCGUUUGCCGGUUCCUGGUUGGCAUGGCUUACGACAACUGUUUCGUUGUCAUGUAUAUUAUUGUUUUAGAGUAUGUCGGCCCAAAAUGGCGGACUUUCGUGGCCAACAUGUCGAUAGCUGUAUACUUCACGUUCGCCGCCUGUCUCCUGCCCUGGAUAGCUCUAGGAGUGUCCAAUUGGAGGGUCUACACGUUGAUCACGAGCGUGCCGAUAGGAUUGUCCAUAUUAACACCUUGGAUAGUUCCCGAGAGUGCUAGGUGGUUAAUAUCCCAAGGGCGUAUAGAAAAAGCCAUGGAAAUCCUUAAAAAGGUGGAAAGAGUCAAUAAGAAAAAGAUUCCUGAAGCAGUUAUAAUGGAAUUCAAGGACACUGCUUUAGAAAUAGCAAAGGCAGACCAAGAAGCCCAAAAUUAUUCAUUUGUGGACCUCUUCAAGAGCCCCCGGCUGCGGCGGCACAGCAUCCUGUUACUCUUCAUAUGGAUGUCGACAGCCAUGGUGUUCGAUGGCCACGUCAGGAACGUGGGGUCCUUGGGUCUGGAUAUGUUCCUGACCUUUACUAUAGCUACUGCCACGGAGUUCCCUGCUGAUGUACUUUUGAUAUUAACUCUAGACAGUGCUGGUCGACGCUGGGUUGCAUUUGGGUCCAUGGUUACCAGUGGCGUUUUCAGUCUUCUAGCUACAACUGUGCCCAUCGGUAUACCAUCAGCAUCGCUCGCCAUCGUGGGCCGUUUUGCGGUAAACAUUUCUUACAACAUUGGCAUGCAAUACGCAGCCGAACUAUUGCCUACCGUGGUGCGUGCGCAGGGUCUGUGCCUUAUCCACAUAGCGGGCUAUAUAGCCACUGUUCUGGUGCCUUACAUCGUCUACCUGGCCACAAUAAAUGCAAUGAUACCAUUAUUGAUCCUGGGAGUGCUUGGUAUUUUAGGGGGAUCACUGUGCCUGUUCCUACCGGAGUCAACCGGGAAAGCAAUGCCCCAAACAAUCCAAGAUGGCGAGGAAUUUGGCAAAGGGCAAAAAUUCUGGGAAAUACAUGGUCGUGAUAAGUAAAUUAUUAUUUUAGGGUAUAAUUGCUUAUUUAUUUUUAAUAUUUAUGUAAUUGCCUUAUUUUAAAUCUAUUUAAAUGUUGUUACCAUACAUAAAACAAUAUCAUUAUAAAUAAAAAUAUUGUUUGAAAUGAACAUGAUGAAAUAAAGAGAUUACAGAUUAUAAAA
Molecule: messenger RNA, 2135 nt
Organism: Galleria mellonella (greater wax moth)
Lineage: Eukaryota; Metazoa; Arthropoda; Insecta; Lepidoptera; Pyralidae
Product: carcinine transporter-like
Exons: 12
Coding region: 238-1971 (577 amino acids)
Biological process (GO): transmembrane transport
Cellular component (GO): membrane
Molecular function (GO): transmembrane transporter activity
Source: RefSeq, a predicted model, not a curated record